AUGGCACGAUUCCCGACGUUGGUAAAAGCGUGGGUAUGGGUUGCCGUCUCCACUGCCGAAGAUCGCGUAGGCGGCGUGAAGCAAGCGGGGCUGUCCGUCUUCCGAGCACCGCACGAAUCGGUUGGAGGGAUGUUCCAUCUACAUCAUGCAAGACUUGACGAUGGAGUGUCUUACACAUACGACAUGAUGGUCGAGGAUAAGCGUAGCUUUUUGACUACUAUAUAUGUCGCGUUCGCUGGCUUCACGGUCUUGAUGUGGGACCAUAUGAUCACGUUUGGAGAUGAAGUCGAGCUCAUAUGGAAGAGGAAAAAGACGUUCAUCGCAUACGUCUUCUUGCUGAACCGUUAUAUCAUACCCCUAAGCUUCAUCUCUAUCUCUCACCGACGUUUACGUACACCGAGUUCGUCUGUCCGCAACCUUAACUUGUCACUGUCUGAUUGCGGAGUGGCCAGAUGCGCACGCUUCGUAGAAUACGAAGGCAUUAUGGUGGUUAUUGGCGAGUGGCUGACUGGGUUGAUGAUGUUCUGGCGUCUGAUAGCGCUUUGGAAGAAUCGCCCGUUCGUUGUGUAUCUUAAUGGGGCGAUCUUCCUCGCAUGGGUCACCCUCACCGUGAUGGUGAUCUCCAAUGGCUACCCGGUUCCGCAUACACCAGCAGUGAACUCAUGUACUGAGUUAAGCCAUGACAUUUUCCCUGGAGUGGGGUCGGCGAGUCUCGCGCUGAACAUGCUUUAUGACACAAUGGUCUUCGGUUUCAUACUUGUCAAGACUCUCCCGUUCAGGCCACAUAGGAACACGAACACUAUCACGCGAACGCUCGCAGCAGAUGGACUCCUUUACUAUUUCGUUGUCCUUGCUGUAAAUAUUGUGUGGACUAUAAUGCUUCUGGAUGCGCCCGAUGGCCUGAAGGAUGUCACUGGCCAACUCAAGCUUCUUCUGACUGUCGCAAUGGGCUCACGUAUCACGCUCAACCUGCCCAAAGAGCACCGCAGGAUAUCAGGCCAGGGUUCGCGACAACCAUCGCGAUGGGAGAAUGCGCCGUCAUUAAAGCUGCCGGCAAUUGCGCUCAAAUCCUUACCCCAUAAGGAUCCCGAGAUCUAUGUCGCGUUCGCCGGGUUCAGCGUCUUGAUGUGGGACCAUAUGAUCACGUUUGGAGACGAAGUCGAGCUCAUAUGGAGACAGAAAAAGGCCUUCAUCGCAUAUAUCUUCCUGCUGGUGCGCGAACAGUGA
Messenger RNA from Coniophora puteana RWD-64-598 SS2, 1227 nucleotides. RefSeq lists its product as uncharacterized. The transcript is spliced from 19 exons. The coding region runs from base 1 to 1227 and encodes 408 amino acids. Lineage: Eukaryota; Fungi; Basidiomycota; Agaricomycetes; Boletales; Coniophoraceae. The record is from RefSeq and is a predicted model, not a curated record.